GCGCGAUCUGGAAAAAUUGACAAAAAAUAUUUGCUUGUCAGAUAGCUAACGAAUUUGUCCAAAGGUAUACCGGGGACUUCAUAUGGACAUGAACAAUGUUUUCUUUAAAACACAGCUGUUGGUUUAUUCGUAAGGUGGUAUGUUGGAGAGCUGUAGCCAGCAUUGCUUGGUCUGUGCUGCUGUUGCCAGUCACCACAGCUAUUUUUGUGUUCUUGAGUAGAUUCAGUCUACUCCAUCCGAUUCAGUGGAUAUCGGAUUCACUUGCUCUUCUGACUGCUUCAAGUACCAUUUUCUCUAUCGUUCUACUCUCUGGAGUUGUGUUGGUGAUUGGGUUUUUCAACCUCGAAUCUUACACAGUUGUCCCUUCCAUCCCUUGCACAAGGAUUGCCCUUCUGGGGAAGGUGCUCCACCCUCGGCAAUGUAUACACUCUGUUGUGCACGCAGCGGUGGGGAUGCUGGUGUCUUGGUGUGCCGCUAUCACCAUUGGGGGCAGGUACCGAGCCUUGGGCUCCCCCUGCCUUCAGUCCGAGAGUAAAGAUGCUGGCCAGAUGUGUCUGAAUGAGUACCAUCUGCUCCUGUUGCUGUCUGGAGCCUUUAUGGGAUACAGCCACAGUCUCCUUGGGGUUGUACACAACAUGAAUUAUGUGUCUUUCCCUGCCAUACAGCAAUAUAAAUACCUGCGUUUCAAAGGCUCCCUGUCUCUUGUGGUGAAAUGCAGUGCUGUGCAAUCCAUGUAUGCACUUAGGAAUUACUUAGUUCUAUACUUCUUUUUUGGAUAUGCACCUAAAACGUGGAUCUGCAGAACUCUCAAUCUACAGGAAGAUGGGUCUCUUCACGCUCUGGACACUCUGGCUGGACUGCUGGACUUUUCUUUGCUGUACCAUCUGUGGAUUGCUGGGACAUUCCUGCUGCUAACCUGGUACAUCACCGUCCUGCUCUUCAGGAUCUAUGUCUCAGAGAUGCACAGUUUUCCAGUCCAGCCUUCGUUUGCGGAGGAAGCUGAUGGCUGUCUGCCCAAAGUCUUACUCUGCAAAGAGCCAGCCAUCAUGAAGUUCUUAGCCUUGCAAGACCUGGCUCUUCUGUCCCAGCACUCAGUCAUGAGGAGGCUGGAGGUGUUCAGUCUUAGUCAGCCAGGUGGCCACCCUCACAACUGGAAUGCCAUCAGUAAAGAGUGCCUGUCUCUGCUGACUGAGCUGACUCAGAGGCUGGUGGCUCACCACGAUGCAGUAGCCUCCAAUGGCCGUGCCAAGUCCCAGUCCAGCAGCAGCACCGAGACCAAGUCUGGAUCGUGGGGCUCAGUGUCAUCGGGGGCCACGGACCUUCCGAAGACGCCUCUUCCCAGCCACAUCCUGAAGACCCCGGGCUCCGUGUUCCUGCGCUCCUCCGUGGGGACGCUGCACAGCCCCCUGACUGCCCCCUUCACCCCCGACCUGGACAGCCCCUUUUCUUCCCCUUCCAUCCGGCGUCUGACCGCGCCCCAGGAGCCCAGCUCACCCUGGUUCGGCACCGUGCAGAGCCCCCAUGUCAUGAGGGGUCCCAAGCUCUGGAGCGCCUCAACAGAUUCUCAGAGUAAUGGCAGCACCACUGCCAGUCCUGCUCCUGCUGCUGCUCCUGGCCCCAGUCCCCCUCCAGCCGAUCACAAACCCAGUUUCCUCUCCCAGUGGCUUCAGAACCGCAAGGAACAGGUGAAAGGUUUCAUGGCAAAGAGGGUGCUGGUUAUGUAUUUAUUUACCAAGCUUCCAGAGGCAACGAGCCAAGCUUUGUUUGCCGACAGCCAAGCUCACAUUUGGGCUUUAGAAGGGUUGUCCCACCUGGUGGUGGCGUCCUAUUCAGAGGAUCGCUUCGGGGUUGUGCAGACUACACUACCAAGUAUUCUUAGCACCAUGCUGGUGCUGCAAGAGGCAGUGGACAGACACUUCAAGCUGCCCCACGCAUCUAGCAAGCCUCUGAGGUCCACCUGCAGCAUGGGAGAGUCCACCUACAAGACCCUGCGCUUUGCUAUGAGGGCUGCACUCAAAACCGCCAUAUACAGGAUAACCAACACCUUUGGGGAGCACUUACAUGCUGUGCAGAUGUCCACUGAUCACAGAAAAAGGCUGCAGCAGUUCCUCGAGUACAAAGAAUAAGAUGGACUCCAUGGGAUUCCCAUGCCUAUCUGUCUGGGACCUCUGUGCUUUGUGGCCACAACUAUGUCUGUCUGUCUGUCUGUUUGCUGGCCCACACACAAAUGUGGUUAUCAAUUUUGCACCGAUGCAUGGUAUCAGUGAGAAGCACAGACAACUUGAUGAAUUACAAAUCACACAGGAGGCUGUCUGAGUAGUCCUUUGCUCCUGCUGUGGGACACUGUACCCUCUGCCUUCACAGCUAAUGAAACAUUUAGGACUCACUGGUCAGCUAACUGGCAGCACAAGAAGACCCUCAAUCAUGAGCAAGAGACAGUUCCAACAAGAAGAUUGGUUGCCCCCCCCCCCCCCCCCCCUUUUCAUUUUCCUUUAUUAGUAUUUAAUAAGAAAGGUGGAAUGUACACAUUAGACUGAAAUGAUGUGUCUCACAUGUGUUUAUGUACCUUUACAUUCUCUUUGACAUGCUUGUUGUGUAACCUGUUUGUUGAAGCCCGGGCUGUGUUUAAUUUCAUUUGAUUAAGAAUUAAUCCACAGGUGAAGAGAGUGGUAUUGUUUUGCCUGUUCUUGAAAACAUCUUCCUUGUUAAGUGCCCUUCUUGUUCAGACCAUAGACGUCACCAGAGGUCUUGUGUUUUCUCACCUGUUUCCUGAAUGGUUGCUGGUUUUCAUAUAUAAGGGGUUUGUGGUCUUUCACCCUUUAGUAAAUGCAAUCGGAGAUCACACAUUUGUGGCACAUUAUGAGUGAAAACUGCAGCUUGGAGGACACACUGUUUGUACAUUUGAAGUUAAUAAAUAGCUUUGUACUUGUAUAAAAUGCA
This is a messenger RNA of Alosa sapidissima (American shad), 2940 nucleotides long. It is a transcript of the gene ndc1, whose product is annotated as NDC1 transmembrane nucleoporin. Gene Ontology annotation, cellular component: nuclear pore transmembrane ring. The transcript is spliced from 18 exons. Gene Ontology annotation, molecular function: protein-macromolecule adaptor activity. The record is from RefSeq and is a predicted model, not a curated record. The coding region runs from base 96 to 2126 and encodes 676 amino acids. Gene Ontology annotation, biological process: nuclear pore organization. NCBI's taxonomy places the organism in Eukaryota, Metazoa, Chordata, Actinopteri, Clupeiformes, Clupeidae.